Messenger RNA from Elaeis guineensis (African oil palm), 2640 nucleotides. RefSeq lists its product as uncharacterized. The record is from RefSeq and is a predicted model, not a curated record. Lineage: Eukaryota; Viridiplantae; Streptophyta; Magnoliopsida; Arecales; Arecaceae.
GCUCCAUCUACCACGUGACUGCAGUUAACUCACGUGCCGCUUCCUCCCUGUCUCCCUUAAUACCGUCUUGCUCCCCCCACGCUGCUCCUCCGACCACUGGGGAAUAGACACGGAGAAACCAAACCCUAAUCCUAAUCUCGUACAUGGCCCCAUGAGAUCGCCGGCGAUGGGCGGCGGAGGAGGAAGAGGAGGAGAGACACCACAGCCCACCCACCGGAGUGCAAGCGGUGGCGGCGGCGGAGGUGGUGGUGGCAGGAGCGAGCUCUUCAUCUGUUUCACCCCCCGGUCCAUCUCCAUGUGCGCCCCAUCGGCGAGGUCGCUUCCGAGCCCCGGACGCAACCACCGUGACCCGGCGGCGCCGCCGCUGUCUGCGUCGUUAAGCAGGAGGCUGAGGAGCAGCGGGAGCCUCAAGGGCGGGCAGUCCCCGAUGUUUCCGGCACGGAAAGGGGGUGCCUUUCGCGGUGCGGAGCCCUCCUCUCCCAAGGUUACGUGCAUUGGCCAAGUUAGGGUUAAAUCCAAGGCAAAGAACAUGGGGGAAGGGGCGGCGUUGAGGUCCAGAUCGGAUAGUUUGAGGAAAAGACAGGAGGGAAAUAACGGCAUUGGAGAAGAGGAGAGGGAAUGCUCGAGAAACCAGAGUUGGGUUUAUCAGCUCCCUACCAGCAUCUAUGAGGCACUGAGGUCAAUUGGAUCGGAGUUCAAUUGCUUCCUCCCCUGCGGAAAGGGCAGAUCUCCAUGCUUUUCGUUGUCGAAGGCGAGGGAGGAGAAGGGAGGAGUAGAAGGAAGAGGGGGAAAGAGGUCGGCAAGUUCCUGCGGAGUGGUGUUUGCCAGGUGGCUGAUGGCGAUAGAGGAGAGCGAGGAGGGGGAGGGAGGCGAGAUGGCAGGUUUGGUGGUUGGGGAGAGGGACAGGGAGCUGGAUUUGGUGUUGAGGGAGAGGGAGGAUUGGGAAGCGAAGGUGGAGGAGGUGGGGAAGGAGGGAUGGGUGGAGGAGGUGGUCUGUGUUCCACCAAAGAAUGCUCUUUUGCUCAUGAGGUGCAGAUCUGAUCCGGUAAAAAUGGCAGCUUUGACUUCCCGAUUGUUCGGAUCUCCUGCUAUGAAGGUUCAAGCAGAAGAAGAGGAGGAGGAGGAAAAGGGUGAUGGAAAUGAGGAAAGGAAAGAAGUUGGGAGGCACCUUGUGGUGGAGGAGGCUGGAGAAGGAGAUGGACAAGAGUCGAAAAUAGGGGAAGCAGAGAGAAAGGAGUGUGAAACUCAGAGAAGCUUGGAAGGAGUUACUCUAUCUGUAUCGGUGAAAGACGAGGAGGGCGAUUCGAAAGGUAGAGGGUGCGUGGAAAAAGAGAAAGGAAUCAAAGAAGCAGGAUUUUUAGAUGAAUCUCUACUUACUGACCCAAAUGAAGUAGUGGAAGCAGCACGAACCGAGUUACAAGAAAAGCAACACGAGAAAGUUUUAAAUGAUGAGACCGUUUCACUUAAAAGAGGAGACGAGAAAGAUGGGAAAGGAAAAGAAUCCAGUAGCUGCUCUUCCGAAUGCAAUAAAGAGAAGGAAGAAAAUAUAGUCAAAAAAGAGACUGAAGAAGGUAGAGCCAGUAGGUUCUCUUCUGAAUGCAAUAAAGAAGGGAUUAGACGCAGUAGUUCUUGCAAAGAGAAGGAGAGAAGAAGGCAUGGCUUUUCUACUGAAAGGGAGGCAAGGAGACAUAGCUUCUCCACCGAGAAAGAGGCAAGCAGAGCCAGCAUUUGUGUAGACAAAGAAGGGAGGAUCUGCUGGAGCUUUAUCAUUGACAGCGAAGAGAUGGAAGUGCGAUCAGAAGAACUAGCAGCAGAAGCACAAGGGCACAAGAAGAAAGAACAAUUCCUAGAGGAGGAGGAAAUAAGAAAAGCUGAGGAGGUUGAGAAAAUGAAGAGAACAGGAGAAGCUGGAGUGGUGCCUGAAGAAAGAAGAGAAGAGGAGGAAGGAGGUGGAGGAGAAAGGGAAGAGGAAGAAGAGGAGGAGGAGGAGGAGAAGGAGAAGAGGGAAGAGUUACCAGAUUGUCUUUUGUUAAUGACUUACGAACCCAAGCUAUCGAUGGAGGUCUCAAGAGAGACAUGGGUCUGCAGCACUAACUUCCCCCAUGGUCAUCAUCAUCACGAUGGCCAUUCCCCCAAAGGAGGGGGAACCAAAAAAUCUAAAGGCAAGGCUGGAGUUGAUAGCGCCAGUGAUCAUGGGAGAUGUGUUAACGUUGAUAAGGUUGGUGAUGGAAGGUGUGUUGAGAGCAUGGAGGUGAUCCAAUCCAUAGAGUCGAGCCCCCAGCAUCUACCACCUCCGCCACCAGUGCCGCCCUUGCCGUCGGCUGUUGAAGAGACAUUAGCGAGUGGUGUUGCUGCUGCUCUGGUGCCGGCAUUUCAGCCAUUUGUGCUCACCCGGUGCAAGUCCGAGCCGGUGAGGCCAUCCGCUAGGUUGGUGGCAGAUGGCGGCUUCUGGAAGAACCGGCAUAAACCAGUUGAUGCUAUUGGCUUCUAAGCCAAAUGGAAUUACAGUAUGGUUGCUUGGAGAGAAGGAGAGUACUGAGCCUAUUGUUAAUGCAUGCUUUUCUAGACUUCUUGUUGCAAUUGCUUUGGAUGAUUUGUUGUACGAUGAUAGAUAACUUCAAUGAACAGAAUAGAGUUCCC